Adineta steineri is the source of this 2154-nucleotide messenger RNA. The record is from the annotation of a GenBank genome assembly. NCBI's taxonomy places the organism in Eukaryota, Metazoa, Rotifera, Eurotatoria, Adinetida, Adinetidae.
AUGGCACCUAAUAGUGAUGAUCGUAUAAAAUCACGAGAGAUUUCAUCAGCUAAUCAUGAUGAAUUAUUGUCUGUUUUCAAUCGUUAUGCUCAUCAUGAACAUCUUGGUCAACUUUAUAUGACACCGAAUGAAUUUUUACAAGAUUAUUUAGGUUAUUUAAAAGGUGAUAAUAUUGAUCCAACAACACUUAAUAUUCUUGCAUCAUUAGUUGAUUUAAAUAAAGAUCAAAAGAUAACGAUAACUGAAUUUAUCAAUUUUGAAGCAUUAUUAACUGCAUCGGAUUCUUUAUAUCGUCUUGCUUUUCAAUUAUUUGAUCGUCAUGGACAAGGUUUUAUUACUUUUGAUGAUUUUCGAUAUAUUAUAUCAGCAACAAAACAGUUUAAAGAAUUUCCUUUUAAUUUUGAUUCUGAAUUUGUUCACAUGCAUUUCGGUGAUAAGCACCAAAGACAAAUUACAUAUAAAGAAUUUACGCAAAUUUUACUAGAUUUUAUUGAUGAACAAACAAUUCAAACAUUCCGUAAAUUUGAUAAAACAAAUGUUGGUUAUAUUUCAUUAAAAAAUUUCGAAAUUAUCCUUAAAGAAAUACGACAAUAUCAAUUAUCCGAUUUUAUAUCAACAAAUUUACAUGAUAUUGUUAAAUUAUCAUCAUCAACAGCAUUACCAAAUCAAAUUUCAUAUCCAUAUUUUACAGCAUUUCUACAAUUAUUAUCAAAUAUUGAAUCAAUGAGAAAGAUCUAUUUAUCUAUAUGUGCAAGAAAAGCACAUACAUAUAAAUCAGCAAGUAUAACAAAAGAGGAUUUUUUAACAGAAGCACAACAUUUUCCACGUACAACACCAUUACAAAUCGAUAUUUUAUUUGCUAUAACACGUGUAUUACAUCAAAGUCAUUUUGGAAAAGAUGUUGCAAAUGAAUAUGUUGAUUUUAAUGAUUUUGAUACAAUAUCAGCUAAUGAACAUUUAUUACCAUAUCGAUUACGAUCAGAAAUUGUUGAUGAACAUUAUAAAGUUGAACAUCAAAGUAUUGGAAUGAAAGUUCUUGAAAGUGGUUAUCGAUUUGGUCUUGGUAGUAUUGCUGGUGCUGUUGGUGCUACAGCUGUUUAUCCUAUUGAUCUUGUAAAAACUCGUAUGCAAAAUCAACGAAGUACAAGUAUUGUUGGUGAACGUCUUUAUCGAAAUUCGAUAGAUUGUUUUAAAAAAGUUAUUCGACAUGAAGGUGUUUUUGGUUUAUAUCGAGGAUUAAUUCCUCAAUUGGUUGGUGUUGCACCUGAAAAAGCUAUUAAAUUAGCAAUGAAUGAUUUUGUUCGUGAUAGAUUAACAUUACCUGAUGGAACUAUUCCACUUUGGGCUGAGGUUGUAGCUGGUGGAUGUGCCGGAGCAUCUCAAGUUACAUUUACAAAUCCAUUAGAAAUAGUUAAAAUUCGUUUACAAGUUGCCGGUGAACUUCAAUCUGUUCGUCGUCCAGCUGCUACUGAAGUCAUACGUGAACUUGGACUUCGUGGUUUAUAUAAAGGUGCUCGUGCAUGUUUUCUUCGUGAUAUUCCAUUUUCUUGCAUCUAUUUUCCUGCUUAUGCUCAUACCAAAAAGAAAUUUGCUGAUGAACAUGGCUAUAAUGAUCCAAAAAGUUUAUUCAUAUCCGGUCUUCUUGCUGGUAUACCAGCUGCUGGUCUUUGUACACCAGCUGAUGUUGUUAAAACACGUUUACAAGUACAAGCAAGAAAAGGACAAACGAAAUAUGAUGGGUUAGUUGAUGCUUUUAGAAAAAUUUAUGCUGAAGAAGGAUGGAGAGCUUUUUGGAAAGGUGCUGGUGCACGUAUGUUACGUUCAUCACCACAAUUUGGUUUUACAUUACUUACCUAUGAACUUCUUCAACGUGCUUUAAAUGUUGAUUUUCAAGGUAGAAAAUUAGACGGAUCAAAACAUGUUGAUCAAGAACAGUAUUCUGCUAAAUCACGUCAAUCAAUUAUACUUUCUGCUAAUUCGGAUCAUGUUGGCGGAUUUCAUUUAGCUCAAGCAACAUUUGAAGGUAUUGAAACACGUUUUGGUUUAGCUUUUCCAAAAUAUAAAACACCAACGCCCAGUGAAUCAUCAGGACCAACGAUUCCUCCGUUGACUACAUUACUUGGUGUUACUCCACAUACAAAUGCAACAAAUUAA